AUGGGGUUCUUGAAGGGCCUCUCGCAGAAGAAACCCAAGGGCGAGGCCGUCGUCCAAGCCCAAGCCGAGGCCCCCGACUUCGAGAAGGUUGAUUGGAUCAAAGACCCCGGUCUGCGAAAGCUCUAUUUUUACGCAUUCGUUCUUUGCAUUGCCUCUGCAACCACUGGCUACGAUGGAAUGUUCUUCAACUCGGUCCAGAACUUCAGCUCUUGGCAGGAGUUCUUCGACCACCCCAAGGGAGGACAGCUCGGUCUCCUCAGUGCUCUCUACCAGAUCGGUAGUUUGGUUUCUAUUCCCAUGGUUCCUUGGGUAGCAGAUAAUUUCGGCAGACGGAUUCCUAUCAUCAUCGGCUGCGUGAUCAUGGUUGCCGGCGCUAUCCUGCAGGGCGCUUGCCAGAACCUGGGCAUGUUCAUGGGCGGCCGCGUCCUCCUCGGUUUCGGCAAUUCCUUCGCCCAGAUCGCAUCACCCGCGCUUUUGUCAGAAUUAGCACAUCCACAACAUCGCGCUCGUUUGACGACGGUGUACAACUGUCUGUGGAAUGUCGGGGCUCUCAUCGUUGCCUGGCUGUCUUUCGGAACCGAUUUCUUGGGAAACGAGUGGUCGUGGCGUAUUCCCGCCAUCGGCCAAGCUGUGCCCUCCAUCGUCCAGCUCCUGUUCAUCUUCUGGGUUCCCGAGUCGCCCCGUUUCCUCAUCGCCAAAGACCGUCAUGAUGAGGCCCUCAACAUUCUCGGCAAAUAUCAUGCGAAUGGCAAUAAUGAACACCCGACUGUCCAGUUCGAGUUUCGUGAGAUCCGCGAGACCAUCAAGCGUGAGGUCGCCGCCAAGAACAGCAGCAGCUACCUAGACUUCUUCCGCACCCCAGGCAACAAGUACCGCUUCGUUGUCCUCAUCUCACUUGGUCUAUUCUCCCAGUGGUCUGGCAACGCCAUCAUUUCUAACUACACCAAUAUUCUGUACACGAACGCCGGCAUUGAGAGCUCCACGGCCAGACUUGGCCUCUCCGCCGGCCAGACUGGUCUCUCGUUGAUCGUUUCUCUGACGCUGGCCAUGCAGGUCGACCGUUUUGGUCGCCGCCCCAUCUUCCUUGCUUCCACUGGCGGCAUGCUCAUGACAUUUGUCUUCUGGACCCUCUCCGCCGGCUUGUACGAGGAGCACGGCUCCCCUGGCUCCAACUACGCCAUGAUCUUCUUCAUCUGGCUGUUUGGCUUCUUCUACGCCUUCGCCUGGUCCGGCCUGCUCAUCAGCUACUCCAUCGAGAUCCUGCCCUACAAGCUGCGCGCCAAGGGUCUCAUGAUUGUUAACCUCACCGUCCAGGCGGCCCUCACCCUCAACAACUACGCCAACCCCUAUGCGUUCGACCACUUCGAGGGCCACACCUGGAAACUCUACCUCAUCUACACCGGCUGGAUCUUUCUCGAACUCACCUUUGUCUACUUCUUCUACGUCGAGACAAAGGGCCCCACUCUCGAGGAGCUCGCCAAAGUCAUCGACGGCCCCGACGCCGAGGUCGCUGACCUCGACUUCGCCCAGAUCGAGCAGGAGGUCAAAAUCGGCCACGAGGCCGAGGAGUUUGAGCACAAGCGCGGUUGA
Molecule: messenger RNA, 1590 nt
Organism: Colletotrichum higginsianum IMI 349063
Lineage: Eukaryota; Fungi; Ascomycota; Sordariomycetes; Glomerellales; Glomerellaceae
Product: Hexose transporter protein
Exons: 8
Coding region: 1-1590 (529 amino acids)
Biological process (GO): transmembrane transport; carbohydrate transport
Cellular component (GO): membrane
Molecular function (GO): carbohydrate:proton symporter activity
Source: RefSeq, a predicted model, not a curated record